This is a messenger RNA of Clupea harengus (Atlantic herring), 744 nucleotides long. RefSeq names its product exocyst complex component 3-like protein 2 (gene exoc3l4). Gene Ontology annotation, cellular component: exocyst. The transcript is spliced from 5 exons. Gene Ontology annotation, biological process: exocytosis; exocyst localization. The coding region runs from base 4 to 744 and encodes 246 amino acids. NCBI's taxonomy places the organism in Eukaryota, Metazoa, Chordata, Actinopteri, Clupeiformes, Clupeidae. The record is from RefSeq and is a predicted model, not a curated record. Gene Ontology annotation, molecular function: SNARE binding.
CACAUGGAGAUCUACAGGGACAGAAGUCCAGAUCAGGUGACCCAGUUGAGCAGAGAACUGGAGGAGGCGGAGCUUAGGCUGGGACAGGCUCUACUUCAGCAUUUCAUGAUUCAGACCAAGCCUCUCUUGCGGAGGAUGAUGACUCGUAAGUGGCUCUCCACAGAUGAGGACUUCAAGCAGCUGCUCAGGAGAACACAGGAGCUCCGAGACCAGUGCACACACAUGUGCCCCCCUCAAGCACAGGUGUUUGCCAGUGAGCUGCACCUCCGGGUGGUGAGGGAGUACCUGUCGCCCCUGAUGAAGAACAACUACAGCUGCAGGAGCAGGAAGCACCAGAGGGCCGCCGCCAAGCUCAGGGACCAGUGGGCCCAGAUCAGAGACCUCUUCCUGGACAUGAGGUCCACAGCAGAUUGGCUCCACCCAGCUGGUGAUCACCUCAGCAACAUCAUUGGCCAGAAGAACACAAGUGACAUCAAGACCCACCUGGAGGCCCUGGUCAAAGACUACCCCGACAUAAGUAAGCGGCACGUUGCGGCGGUGCUGUUUUUCCGAGGUGUGACCCGCGGUCGGGAGCGCCAGCUGAUCCUGCAGCGAGUGGCCGAGCUGAAGCGGGAUGUCCGGAGCACUGGGAAUUCCGAGGCUCAUCAGCACGCCCUCUUCAGCAGCAUUCCAGCCGCUGCCUCCAGCGACUGCCUGGCAUACACACCCUUCUCCUGUUUCUCCCAGCUCCUGCCCGACCACUAG